AUGGGGAAACUCCAGGUGGUGGCGCCCCUAGAAGUGUGGGAAGACGAAGAGUACGACGUAUCGGACUGCUUCUUCGCGGCUUGGACGGAUGAAGAGACCGUUCUUGCUACGAGCAAGGAAGUGAACGGUACGGUCGAGGCCAGGACGGUCGAAACCGAAACGGUUGAGGCCAAGGACUCCUCGAAGUACGACCGUUUGUUUACGGACGAAGAACUGGAUGCUAUGGAUGACUGCGAGCCCGGGCAGGAAACGUCUGUUCUCGCUGGAACGGAUGUCGCCGCCGAGCCAGAAGAGUACGACAAAGAGCUUGAGGACCGGUUGUAUCCGCUGGACGAGGUCGAGUUGCUGAAGCGUGUCAAGCAGAACGCUGAAGCUCAGACCGAACCGUCUGCGGAAGAGCUGGCUCGCUUCUUGGGUAUCUCUCUGGAGGUCUUGGAGCGGACGCGCCCAGCCGCCUCCGACUCCUUUGGAACGCCUGAGUACUGGCAAGAUUGGUACGGUGAUAUGCUGGAGAAACUUCCGGACUCCGGUGGCGAAUGUCGUCUAUGGUGA
Messenger RNA from Phytophthora sojae, 552 nucleotides. RefSeq lists its product as hypothetical. Bases 1 to 552 code for a protein of 183 amino acids. The record is from RefSeq and is a predicted model, not a curated record. The transcript has 3 exons. Lineage: Eukaryota; Oomycota; Peronosporomycetes; Peronosporales; Peronosporaceae.